Linum tenue is the source of this 1743-nucleotide messenger RNA. Lineage: Eukaryota; Viridiplantae; Streptophyta; Magnoliopsida; Malpighiales; Linaceae. The record is from the annotation of a GenBank genome assembly.
AUGAAGAGUUAUCAGAACUUGAUAUCCAUCGUUAAAUCAAGCACCCACAAGUCCCAUUUGCUUCAAAUUCAAGCCCAUCUUACUCGCACUUCUCUUCUUCGAGAACCUAAACUAUCCCUGGCCUUCCUGUCUCGCAUAGCCCUCUCUCCUCUUCAAGACAUCCAAUAUGCUCGUCGAGUCUUCUCCCAAAUACGGGAACCGUCUGCUUUAGUCUGUAACACUAUGAUCAGAGCCUAUGCUCACAGCAAUUCGCCCAUGGAAGGUUUCUGCGUGUUCCAGCAAAUGGUGCGCCGAGGCUUGCGACCAGACCCCAUAACUCUCACCUUCGUUAUCAAAUGUUUCAUUAAGAUUCGUUGUUUAAGAGGUGGCGAACAGGCUCACGCGAAAAUUUUGAAUGGUGGGCACCAAUCAGAUAGCCUCUUACUGACCAAUUUGAUGGAUCUGUACUCGCUCUGCCGAAGGGAUGGUGAAGCCCACAAAGUGUUUGAUGAAAUGCCUCAUAAAGACACCGUUUCCUGGAACGUUUUAAUCUCUAGCUUCCUACGCAAUAAGAGGACGAGGGAUGUCCUGGGGGUGUUUGAUAGUAUGGUUCGAGAUGAGUUCGGAUGUAAACCGGAUGAUGUCACCUGCUUGUUUCUCCUUCAAGCCUGUGCAGAUUUGGGCGCACUGGAAUUCGGGGACAAGGUUCGAAAUUACAUGGAGGAAAAUGGAUACGGCGAUGCUAUCAAGUUGUGCAAUUCUCUGAUCUCGAUGUACUCCAGGUGUGGGUGCCUGGACCAGGCGUAUGAGGUAUUUAACCGAAUGAGGGAGAAAAAUGUGGUCACUUGGAGCGCUAUGAUUUCUGGUCUUGCAAUGAAUGGCCAUGGAAGGGGGGCCUUGGAGGCAUUCAGGCAAAUGGGACAAGCAGGUGUUCCCCCAGACGAUCAGACGUUUACUGGACUUCUUUCUGCUUGUAGUCAUUGCGGGUUGUUGGAUGAGGGCAUGCUCUUCUUUGAAACGAUGACCAAACAGUAUGGGAUAAAGCCCAACAUUCACCAUUACGGAUGCAUUGCUGACCUAAUGGGUCGAGUGGGGAAGCUUGAUCAAGCGUACGAGUUGAUAAUGUCGAUGAAGGAGUUGAAGCCUGAUUCUGCUCUAUGGAGGACCCUGCUUGGAGCAUGUAGAAUCCACCACAAUGUUACACUGGGAGAAACGGUGGUGGGGCAUUUGGUUGAGCUCAAGGCUCAGGAAGCUGGUGAUUAUGUUCUUUUGCUAAAUAUCUAUUCUUCGGUUGGGGACUGGGAGAAGGUAAAGGACACAAGAAGGUUUAUGAAGGAAAGAGGGAUUCAAACGUCACUUGGGUGCAGUUCGAUCAUCGUCAAAGGCGUAGUCCAUGAAUUUUUGGUGGAUGAUGUUUCUCAUUCGAGGAAGGAAGAGAUCUACACGACCAUGGAUGAGAUAAAUAAGCAGUUGAAGAUUGCUGGUUAUGUUGCUGACAUAACUUCCGAACUGCACAAUUUGGACGAGGAAGAGAAGGGACAUGCACUCUCUUACCAUAGUGAGAAGCUAGCUAUGGCCUUUGGAAUCCUUGCAACUCCACCUGGAACAACAAUAAGGAUAGCCAAGAACUUGAGAACCUGUGUGGACUGCCAUGAAUUCGCAAAAGCUCUUUCCUGGGUUUAUAACCGAGUUGUAGUCAUUAGAGAUCGAAAUAGAUUUCAUCACUUUAGGGAGGGCCGAUGCUCCUGUGAUGAUUUCUGGUAA